UUGUUGGGUUCCGUGGUCCUUGUAUAACUGACAUGAACAACCAACCACGACGCCACGAAUCUUCUUCUCUUCUUGAUUCCUUCACAAGAAACCUUCACCGCAUUGAAGCAACGCUUCGAGCUUCCCGGAGAAGAUGUUCUCGUCCGUUGGUUUCGUCUUCCUCUCUGGUGUUUUCCUCGGAAUCAUCGUCAUCUUGGCCGCCGAAGCUGCGGGAUUGAUGUAUCUCGUGAACCGAUUGAAUCGGAGAAAAGAUCCAAAACACGUCUCCGAUCCAUCCACCAAUGAUCCUCCCAUCGAUUUCUCUCUCAACAAACAGGGAAUGGUGUGGAUUCUGGAGGUGGAUGAAGGUGUUAAGAACUGGUUGAAGGAGAAGCCACAAAAAGAGCACAAGAGGAAGAGAGAUUUCUUGGAGGUUCAUCCUCUUCGAAAAUUCGCUAGGAUCAAAGAUCACAAGCUCCUCUUAUCAGAUGCUUCUGCUGAUAGCACCACUCAGACUACGGUUUCUUUAAAAUGCUGCUCUAUUGACGCCGUUUCAGGCUCUCAUCUCCCUACAAGAAAAUGGGCGAAAAGGUUUCCUAUAAAAGUAGAGAGCAAGAUAUCUUCAGAGUUAUACAAAGGAAACAAGGUGUUUUACAUCUACCUCGAGACUUCUUGGGAGAAGGAAUCAUGGUGUAAAGCUCUUCGUCUAGCUGCUUGCGACAAUCCGGAAAGGUUUAUUUGGUACUCUACCAAGUUGCAACAAGAUUUUCGUAGCUACGUCACGUCUCUCAAUGUUGCAUAUCAUUCGUUCAUGAAACCAUCCGCUGGGUUUUGUUUCGAGACCUUUGACAAAGGGAACAAAACCGAUGGUGGUUCCUCAAAGGUUCGCUUGUUCUUGAAGAGGUUUUCGAGGAAGCGAUCACAUCGGGAAGACAGGAAAAACUCUGUGCGUUCUUACCAAGAUUCACAACACGGAAGCAGCUCGGGGAGGAGCGGCUCAGGGAGGAGGAUGGGAGAUUAUAGCGCUGAUGAAUCUGAUCUGCCUGUCUUUUCACGUUCUGUGAGCCAUAGCAGUCAUGUUUCUGGUGUUUCAGACGGAGACUCUGAAGAGAAGUUUGACAUGGAUGAAGGAACAUUGGCGUGGAACUUGCUGAUCUCUAGGCUGUUUUUCGAUCUCAAACAGAAAACAGGAGUGAAGAGCUCAGUGCAAGCACGAAUCCAGCGGGUGUUAUCAAGCAUGAGGACUCCAAGCUACAUAGGCGAACUAAUCUGCUCGGAUGUUGACACUGGAAAUCUCCCACCUCACAUACAUGGUACUCGGGUUCUUCCGAUGGAGAUGAGUGGUGUAUGGGCGUUCGAACUAGACAUUGAAUACUUUGGUGAAGCGGUGAUUGAGGUUGAAACACGUGUCGACAUCCGUGAGGUGGAUCUGCAAAAAGGUAUAACCGACACAAGGUUACAGCCAAGCUCUGCAGGGGAAGAAGUUGAAGAUUUUGAAAAGCAAUUAGUACAAAAUGGUGGAUCCAAUAAAACAGAUGAAUCCAAGGGAUCAAAAGGAACGAAGACAUCUCCAAAUGGUGUAUCCAGGUGGAAGUCUAUUAUUAAAAACAUUGCUGAACAAGUGUCCCAGGUGCCUAUCUCUUUGUCAAUACGGGUGUCUUCUCUUCGAGGGACACUGCGGGUACACCUGAAGCAGCCUCCUUCUGAUCAGUUAUGGUUUGGAUUCACGAGCAUGCCCGAUGUAGAAUUCGAUCUCGCAUCUUCUGUUGGGGAACACAAAAUCACCAACAGCCAUGUUGCUAUGUUCUUGAUCAACCGGUUUAAGGCGGCGAUACGAGAGGCUGUAGUUCUUCCAAACUGUGAAAGCCUAACGAUUCCUUGGAUGAUUGCUGAAAAAGAUGAUUGGGUUCAACGCAACGCCGCUCCAUUCAUGUGGAUGAAUCAAGAAAGCGAUCACAGUAGCUCACAUGCAACAGAAGGGAAAUCUAAAUCUGACAAGCCACCCACCUGUUCCUCCUCUGUUCACUCUGAGCAAAUGCAGAAGACUGCAGACACCACUCAGAAGCCAAUUAUUCCUGAAGCGGUGACUCUGACUUCUUCCUCCUGUGCUCAGUCUGAACAAGUCCAUGGGGCUUCCAAUACCAUCCAGGCACCGAAUUUUGAAGCAGAGGCUACGUUUACGCCAUUGUCAAGAUCAUCCACAACAGUUACAGUAAAGAGUGAGAAAUCCCUGGAAGAACUGAAAACUCCACUACUGCGACCCAGCAGCAGUGAAAAGCAAUAUACAAACUCAAGAGACAGGACCACUCAGUCACCAUCUAGGACAAUACUACUUUCAAGCGAAGAAGAUGAUUCAAGCGGAAAGAAACUGGGAAGGAGAGCUAGGAUGCUGGGUCUUGGGAAGAAAAUGGGGGAGAAGUUGGAGGAGAAGAGGCGUCACAUGGAGGAAAAGAGUAGACAGAUUGUUGAAAAGAUGAGAGGACCUUCUUAACGUGACAAGGAAUAAGCUUUUUUUUUUUGCAGGGUUUCAGAUACAUAAGCUAACUUAUAGAAACAGGCAUUGCUACAUGUACAGCUCCAUCAAUGCCUCUAUUUAUUUAUUUAUUCUUUAGGUAAAUUACAAG
Messenger RNA from Raphanus sativus (radish), 2603 nucleotides. RefSeq lists its product as uncharacterized. The record is from RefSeq and is a predicted model, not a curated record. The coding region runs from base 134 to 2470 and encodes 778 amino acids. Gene Ontology annotation, cellular component: endoplasmic reticulum. Gene Ontology annotation, molecular function: lipid binding. The transcript is spliced from 7 exons. NCBI's taxonomy places the organism in Eukaryota, Viridiplantae, Streptophyta, Magnoliopsida, Brassicales, Brassicaceae.